AUGCAGACUGGCUCGCUUGUUACCAUUGCUCUCGGCCUCGCUUCAGCGGCCGUGGCCGCACCUCCUCCGUGGGCCCCUGCCUGGGGAUACUCCUCUCAGUCGUCCUCUGUUGUGCCUACGAGCUCGGUGGUCUCUUCAACUCCGGUGCCCACCGUGAGCGUGACUCCCUCGGGUUUCACUUCCUCUCCGCUUCCCUCCGGAACCCCUACUACCCCAUGCCCCUACCCAUCUGGAUUCCCUCUUCCAUCUGAUGCCCCGUUCUCUGUUCCCCCUCCUUUCCAGGGCAGCGCUGCCUGCCCUCCCUGGGGUCCUCCAUCCUCGACUGCCCUUCCCUCUCAGUAA
Molecule: messenger RNA, 342 nt
Organism: Penicillium argentinense
Lineage: Eukaryota; Fungi; Ascomycota; Eurotiomycetes; Eurotiales; Aspergillaceae
Exons: 2
Coding region: 1-342 (113 amino acids)
Source: RefSeq, a predicted model, not a curated record